UCUAGGUCCGUUUCUUUUAAGCGUUCCUACACAUAACUCAUUGCUUAUGUUACCAUAUGAAGAAGAAAAAUGAAAAUUCUGGGUUUGGUCUUCUUGCUGUUUAAUUUGUUUGUGUUUUCAUUUUCUCGGAAACUUUUAACCGAGAGUGGUCUUCACGACGAAGCUGUUCUUUUGAAGCUGAAGAGUAGUUUCUUCGAUCCAAAUGGAGUUCUGUCUAGCUGGGUUUCCGACAGCUCAUCAAACCAUUGUUCUUGGUACGGUGUCUCUUGCAACUCUGAUUUAAGAGUCGUCUCUUUGAUUCUCAGAGGUUGUGAUGAGCUUGAAGGUAGUGGUGUUCUUCAUUUCCCAGAUUUGUCUUCUUGUUCUUCAAGUAGAAGAAGACUUGGUGGUGUAAUCUCUCCUGUUGUUGGAGAUUUGUCUGAAAUUAGGGUUUUGUCUCUGUCUUUUAAUGAUCUGAGAGGUGAAAUUCCAAAGGAGAUUUGGGGGUUGGAGAAAUUAGAGAUUCUUGAUCUUAAAGGUAACAGCUUUAUGGGUGGAAUUAGGGUUCUUGAUGGUUUUUCAAGCAAUGUUGUUCUUAGGAAACUUAUGAGUUUUGAGAAUGGAGAUGAAAUUGGUCCAAGCUCAGCUGAUGAUUCUCCUGGUAAACCUGGAUUGUAUCCGAUUGAGAUUGCUUCAAUUGUGUCGGCUUCAGUGAUUGUCUUUGUGCUUCUUGUUCUGGUGCUCUUGUUCCUCUACUCGAAGAAAUGGAAACAAAACUCUCAGAUUCAGGUAGAUGAAAUCAAGGAGAUUAAAGUGUUUGUUGACAUUGGUAUUCCUCUGACGUAUGAGAUCAUUGUUAGAGCUACUGGUUACUUUAGUAACUCUAACUGUAUCGGUCAUGGCGGUUUUGGUUCGACUUAUAAAGCAGAGGUGUCUCCAACGAAUGUGUUUGCUGUUAAAAGACUCUCUGUUGGGAGGUUUCAAGGGGAUCAACAGUUUCAUGCUGAGAUCUCUGCUCUUGAGGUGGUUAGGCAUCCGAAUCUUGUUAUGUUGAUCGGUUACCACGCGAGUGAAACUGAGAUGUUUCUUAUCUACAACUACUUAUCCGGGGGAAACCUUCAAGAUUUCAUUAAAGAAAGAUCGAAAGCUGCUAUUGAGUGGAAAGUUCUUCACAAGAUUGCUCUUGAUGUUGCGCGUGCUCUCGCCUAUCUUCACGAACAGUGUUCCCCGAAAGUCUUGCAUAGAGACAUCAAACCGAGUAACAUACUCUUGGACAACAACUACAACGCAUAUCUAUCUGAUUUCGGACUCUCGAAACUCUUGGGAACUUCGCAGUCUCAUGUCACAACAGGUGUGGCUGGAACAUUUGGCUAUGUUGCUCCAGAAUACGCAAUGACAUGCCGUGUCUCGGAGAAAGCAGAUGUUUACAGCUACGGCAUAGUUCUCUUGGAGCUGAUAUCGGACAAGCGAGCUCUAGAUCCAUCUUUCUCUUCGCAUGAGAACGGGUUUAACAUCGUGUCCUGGGCACAUAUGAUGUUGAGUCAAGGCAAAGCCAAAGAAGUCUUCACCAGAGGACUAUGGGAGACUGGUCCACCAGACGAUUUGGUCGAGGUUCUGCAUUUGGCUCUCAAAUGCACCGUCGAUAGCCUCUCGAUAAGGCCGACAAUGAAACAAGCUGUAAGACUGCUGAAACGAAUCCAGCCUUCUAGAUUGUGAUACAAAGCUAGAAGAAAGUGUGUGUUUAGAGGAUUUGUACAGCAGCAAACAAGUGCCUAGCCAUUAGAAUCUUUUUCAAGUCUGUUUUUAAAAUUUUCAGUGUAGGGAGGUUUUUCAUCUGUAUUACUCUUAUUCACCAUAUGCAUCAAUCAUCAAAAUGUUAUUCUCAUUCUACUCUCUUGUAACUGAUAUAAAUGAUGUUUCUUUCU
Arabidopsis arenosa is the source of this 1904-nucleotide messenger RNA. Lineage: Eukaryota; Viridiplantae; Streptophyta; Magnoliopsida; Brassicales; Brassicaceae. The record is from the annotation of a GenBank genome assembly.